Molecule: messenger RNA, 378 nt
Organism: Dentiscutata erythropus
Lineage: Eukaryota; Fungi; Glomeromycota; Glomeromycetes; Diversisporales; Gigasporaceae
Source: the annotation of a GenBank genome assembly
UUGAACGGUAUAAAAAUGAGCAGGCUUUCGAGUAUAAGGCGAGUAAUAACGUUUUCUUUUUCUUGAAAGGAAGUAUAGAAGGGCAAAUUAAAGUUACACUUGUUGGGAUAGAUAAUGUUUUCCUUGGUGUUCGUAACACAAAUAAUGAAAUUCCUUAUAGUGUUGGAACACUAAAAAAAAUAGAAGAUCCCGUUAUGUUGUCGGUUCAUAAAAAAGAUGAUGCAUAUUUAAGUGUUAAUAACGAUCCAAACAGUAAAAUCAAUCUUAAGAAAAUUAUUGAAAAUCCAGGGCGCCCAGAACUAUAUACGGCAGGAAAACUACGAUUAGAAUUGGUAUUCAACGAAUCUGGGGGAACCGGCUUUCAAGAAAAUUUUGGUG